Messenger RNA from Heterotrigona itama, 4371 nucleotides. The record is from the annotation of a GenBank genome assembly. NCBI's taxonomy places the organism in Eukaryota, Metazoa, Arthropoda, Insecta, Hymenoptera, Apidae.
AUGACUGAUUCGAUGAAAUUUGGUCCAGAAUGGUUUGUAGUGUUUUUAACAACUUUAACUAUUAAUUAAUGUUUGCUUAUAUAUUUUAUUUGCUAGAAUGAAUAUAUUGAAUAUAUAGGUUGCGCAAUCUAUCUGGAGACACUUGCAAUAGUAGUGGCGGUGGUGGAAGUACCACAAGUUUAACUACACCACGUUAUCAAUUAGCUGAACAUAGAUAUGGGCGAGAAGAAAUGUUGAUCUUGUUUGAUCGCAAUUGUAAACCUCCUGAGCCAUUGACAAAUUUCUCAUCUUUGUAUGUUGAGAAAACUCAACUUCCUUUGGCGCUUAUACAAAUGACAGAAGAUGAAACGCGAAUGUGGAAUGGAGGAAUAACCAACGCCGGUAGAGGAAGAGGUGGAAGUGUAGAUCGUGGGGGGCGUGGAAGAAAUGCAAGAGGUAGCUUAUAUUCCUCUCAUUAUUCCCGUGGUGUUAGUUUCGAUGAUUCAGGAGAUGGCUCACGAAUUGAUAGUCAAUCAUUUCAAGGAAGAAAUCGCCCGUUUGAUAGAUCUCAAAGUGAACGUGGUUGGUCAGAAAGAAAUGGGGUCUCAGAUCCAGGAGAAUGGAAUGGUUCUACUAGUCCUAGAAAAGAAUUACGUUGUGGGGCUAGUGGUAGUUCUCUUAUGGAAAGCAAUUGGCGGCGUCAUCGUGGUGGUACAGAGGAGGAUGACGGUUGGCGAAAAUGGGGUAGGAGUAGUUGGCGUGAAAGUGGUAGUAUGGAUAGAGAUAGAUUAGAAAGGAAUGAAGGAGAUGGAGAAGAAGGACGAAACACUGGAAAUAGAUGGGAACAUCGUGGAAAUCAUAGGGUUACACACGAUUCGAGUCAUCAUCCACCCCCUCGUACAACACGUAUUUGGGAAUCAAAUCAUCAUGAUAAUCAUGAUAAUCUUCCCGAAUGGUGCAUUUCACGGUGGGAUGUAUUCAGAUGAUGAUGAAGAUGGGGUGAUUAGUGCAGGUGGUACUCAAGAAUCAAGGACUCGGCGUGUUUCCGAAGGAAGUGCUGCUAAUAUAAAAAAAUUACCUAGUAGCAAACCUUUGUCUUACAGCUCGACUCAAGGACAAAUACCAAGUCGUAAUACCAAUAGUGGGAUUAAUUCAGUUAGUAAAGAACGACCGAAGUCCUUACAUCCGCUAGAUGAUAAAAACGAACCCAUCGAGAAAGAAAAGAGGGGCAGUUCUCCAACAAAACUACCUAUUACAAUAACGGAUAAUACUCCUACUAAAAAUUUGACACCAACAUCAUCUGAAAUUUCACAAAAGCGAAAUACAGUAGCAACAAGUACAGAGCAUACGGAAACUGAAAAAAUAUCAUCGACUGAUUCAGAAACUGAUAAAUCUCCUGCUAAAGAAAAGAAGAAAGAAGAUGUUGAAACGGAAACAAAGAUGGAUCCAAUUUCUACCAAUAUAAAAAGACAAGCUCCAGUGCAAACAGAAUCUCAGAAGCUUGGGCAUAAUGCGGAAACGGAUAACGUGAGACAAAAGUCAGAAGAUGAUUUGGAUAGAAUGAAGGAAGAAGCUGACGCACUAGUUGCAAAAUUGAUGGCAGAUGAAGAAAACCAUAAGGAGAAGACUGCUAGUAUACCACCUUCUAUUGGUAACCAACCUUCUACAGUUCCACCUACGAAUGGACAGGAGAAAUGGUUUUACCGUGAUCCACAGGGCGAAGUUCAGGGUCCGUUCUUAGCAAAUGAAAUGGCAGAAUGGUGUAAAGCUGGUUACUUCACCGCAGGAUUAAUGGUAAGAAGAACUUGUGACGAACGAUAUACUACUUUAGGAGACUUAAUGAAGAUAUGUGGCAGAAUACCAUUUACACCUGGACCUGCCAUUCCUCCCUUAAAGUUAGCGGAUCAGGUAAUACCACCUAUUCCUAACACAGUACCAGCUGGUAUGUCUGCAUUGUCGAAAAGUAUAGAAGAUCCACUUCUUUUACUUCAGUAUCAACACAUGCGAUUGAUACAGAAUCAGCAAUUACUUUUAAGACAAGUACGAACAUCGGCUAUUGCGAAGCUUUCUCAAUCCGAGCAUUGGGCAACAUUAAGUCCUUUGGAACAAAAUCAAUUGAUUUAUCAAUAUCUUAUUCAAGAUUCAGAGAUUCCGGAAGUACCAAUCUCUACAAAUCCAUUCGUACCUCAUCUUCCGACUCAGGCUUCAAAUCCGGUUAUGCAACUUUUCACCCAAAUGCAACAGGCUAAGACACAACCAGAAACUCAUCUAACGCCAAAUCCACAUUCAACUACAACAGCACAUCCACCUACGAUUGAUCCUAUACAGCACCUUAUACAACAAAUGGGUGGUAUGCAAAAUGUACCGGGAAUUCAGCAAUCAAACAUAAAUACAACGUCAGCUGCAACGCAAGAAGACAAUCCUAUAAAAUCUUUGUUACGUCAACUCAAUGUCAAUGCAAACGGUCAUCCACAGACAUCUCAUAUCGAUACUGUUUGGCCACAACCCCCACCGCAAAUAAAUCCACAGUUUAAUGCACAGAAUUGGUUAGCGCAAGUACUUCCAAUCGACACAUACAUUGUUCAGGUUGGACCGAUACCAGCUAUACCUCCUGGCCAAUUGCCUACAUCAUUAUGGGAUCUGCAUACUAAAGAAAUAAAGACUGAACAACAGAUAUUGGAAGAACAGAAUCUUCGACUACAAGAAGACAGAAAGAAAGAAGAACUUCGAAAACAAGAAGAAUUACAAAGACAAGCUGAAGAAGAGAAUGCGAAAAGAAAAAAGGAAGAGCAGGCUAAACAAGCAGAAGAAGCAAAGCGCAAAGACGAAGAGAGAAAAAAAAAAGAAGAAGAAAAGAAACGGAAAGAAGAGGAAAAGCGCAAACAAGAAGAAGAAAGGAAGAAAAAAGAGGAAAAGAAGCGUAAAGAAGAGGAGAAAAAACGAGAAGAGAAACGAAAGCAGGAAGAAGAAAAUUUAAGGAAAAAGCAAGAGGAAGAAAAGAGGAAAAAGGAGGAACUUAAAAAGCAAGAAGAGAAACAAAAGAAAGAAGAGGAAAAAAGAAAAAAAUUAGAAGAGGAACAGAGAAAACAAGAAGAAGAGAGAAUGCGAAAAGAGGCAGAGGCACGUAAGCAGGCUGAAGCUGAAGAAGCUCGGCGAGCAGAACAAAGACGACGAGAAGCGGAUGCACUCCGUCGAUUACAAGAACGAAGUAAAGCACCAUGGGCACAAGCACCUCGUACACCAGCUCCUGCUACCCCUGCUGCUUCAUUAGCUGAAAUUCAGAGACUCGAACGAGAAAAGAAAGCGGAAGAACAGCGAUUUCAACAAAUGAUGCAACAACAAUUAGCGCAACAGAAAGCCAUGGAAGCAGCUCAAGAAGCAUCAAUAACAGAUUCUUCUAAAAGAUUGCAAUUUAAGUGGGCAGAAAAGGCUACAACUUCUUCUAAAACCGUACCAGUAAAGAGCCUUGCACAGAUUCAGCAAGAAGAGCAAGAACGAAUCGCCAAGCAGCAAGAAAGGGAACGCCAAGAAAAAGCAGGACAGAAAGAAUCGACGAAUGUGCUACAAAACGCUGGAAUAUGGGGUACCGCUUCUCAAUGUUUGAAUUGGGCCAAUUCAAGUAGCUCUAAUAGUCAAGCUUGGUCAAAUAAUAGUAGUACAACUGGUUUCUGGGACGAUCCUACACCAAUCAAACCUUCUACAACCGCGAAACAAUCUAUUAAACAGAUUGCUACAGCAAAGGCUCUUACUGCCAAUCAACAGCAGCAACAAAGUAAUAAAACAAACAAGAGUAAGAAUAAACGAGAAGAGGAACUGGUGAAGAAAUUAUUCGAACAAAACACUGCCAAGGCCGAUGAUUUUACACAAUGGUGCAACAAAGCCCUGAGUGGUUUACAAGUGUCUGUAGACAAUAGUUUGAUGAGCAAAUUUUACGUGUAUACAGUCCCCACAUUUGUUGGAUUUUUGCGAGACAUUGAGUCUGCGUAUGAAGUAAAAGAAUAUGUUCGAGAUUAUCUGGGUGAUAAUAAACAAAGUUCUGAGUUCGCGAAGCAGUUUUUAGAGAAACGUAGCAAGUGGCGAUCAGCCCAACGACCUCAGGCACAAGCGGACGACUUGUGUAAACCAGCGCCUGCUGUUAAUCCUAAUGCACCUACGGAAUUUCAGGAAGUAAAGGGAAAGUCAAAGAAGCCAAAGAAGGGGAAAAUGUACAAAGUUGAUAAUAGAAUUCUUGGCUUUAGUGUAACCGCAGCCCCUGAUCGUAUUAACGUAGGUGAUCGCGAUUAUGGGGAAGGUGUUUGAAUUAAUUCUGACAACAUUAACUGUAUUAUGGAAAUUGUGCAACGCUUGGCCCAACAGAUGGUUUGUUAUUUAUUUAUUGUAGAUGCCAAAUAA